CACUUACUUAUGGCCCAUUCUAGGUUGAAAGAAACAUAGCAGCUGAACCUGAACUUCACAGUUUUGGUUUGGGAGGCGACGCCAUGGAAGAGGAAGCACAAGCACUGCGUAAAGGUGGCCACAUCAAGAAGAGGGCCUUGAAGAACAAAGCUUUGGGCAUCACCUUCGACGAGAAAGAUCUCAACGACUACGUUACCGGCUUUCACAAGCGCAAGAAGAAGAGAAGAAAAGAAGCACAGAAACAACAAGAAGAUGCACUUAGGCGUAAACGCACCGAGGAACGCAAAAAAAGGAAGUUGGAAAGAGAAAGUGUUUAUGGGGAUGUAGCACCAAAUGAUGGCUCAGAACCUGGUGAAGUUGAUGAGAACCAAGAAGUAGAAGAAGAAGAUAAGGAGCCAGUUGAAUCUAUUGCUGGAACGAAGACAUAUGAGAAUGGUGAUUUGAAGGUCAUUGUUGUAACAAGUGAGAUCAACCCUGAAGAAGAAGAAGAAAAAAGUUACUCUGGUGAAAGGAAGGAGGAAGCAGUGACCCCUCAUCCUGUUGUAGCUGAUAAAAAGCAAGGUGUACCUAUCAAUAAGAGGAAAGCUUUUAAAAAGGUGGCGAAGCAAAAGUCACGGCCAAGGACAAGAAGUAAGAGAGAUAAAAGGAAAGGAAAGAUGCCGGGUAAAAAGUAAUGGCACCUGAGCAUCUUGCGUCUUCAGGAGAAUCCCAAGUCUAAAUGAACUGUAUUAUUGCGGAGGUACUUAUUCAGUGCAGUGACAUAGCUACUGACAUAUUGCAGGAUUCAUGCUUGUUUCAUAGUUAAAUAUAUAUCAACUGGUUUGGUACCUUGUUCCCAAUGUCCAUGACAGGAUUUUGUUCUGCUGGAGUCUUACGCUCACUAUCUUACCUUUUUAACUGAUCCAUUGGAGGGGAUCUAAAAAUUAAGAAGAAACACCUUAUUUUUCUCGGUUGAUUUUGGUUAAUCGGUAAUUCGUUGUGUUUUUUACA
This is a messenger RNA of Lotus japonicus, 990 nucleotides long. Its product is annotated as ribosomal RNA-processing protein 17. Gene Ontology annotation, molecular function: RNA binding. Gene Ontology annotation, cellular component: nucleolus. Lineage: Eukaryota; Viridiplantae; Streptophyta; Magnoliopsida; Fabales; Fabaceae. The transcript has 3 exons. Bases 84 to 674 code for a protein of 196 amino acids. The record is from RefSeq and is a predicted model, not a curated record.